AUGCUCUUCCGCCAACUGUUUGGCUCUCUUGCAGCCUUCACAUCCCUUGCCACCGCUGUCGACCUUACCGGGUACGAGUAUGUGGUAGUUGGAUCUGGUGCUGGUGGAGGCCCUCUGGCUGCUCGCCUUGCGCUCGCCGGCCAUAAGACGUUGCUCAUUGAAGCUGGUGACGACCAAGGUGCAAACAUCAACUACACUGUCCCAAGUUUCAACGCUAGAGUGUCGGAAGACCCCAACUUAGCAUGGAACUUCUUCGUCCGUCACUACGCAGACGAAGCCCGUCAGGCGCGUGACUUCAAGACAACGUACACUCUGCCCGAUGGCAGCGAGUAUACUGGGCUCAACCCUCCCGAAGGAGCAGAGAUGAAGGGUGUCCUGUACCCGCGUACUGGCACUCUUGGGGGCUGCACAUCACACAACGCUCUCAUUGCCGUCUACCCCCACCAAUCUGACUUUGACCAUGUCGCUUCUAUUACCGGUGACGAUUCAUGGGCGGCAAGCAACAUGCGCAAGUACUUUGAGAAGCUCGAGAAGAACCAGUAUCUUCUUCCCGGCGCCGAGGGUCACGGAAGGAAGGGCUGGCUCGGAACCGCCUAUGCACCCAUCGACUUUGUGCUUGCGGACCCCCAGCUCGUGAGCAUGAUCAGCGGCGCUGCUUUUGCCCUUGGAAACGAGACAAAUGCCGUUGUCAACCUUGGGACCCUUAUUGCAGGAGACGCCAACUCUGCCUCCCCAGAACGCGAUAGCAAGCCUGGUCUUUUCCAGAUCCCUAUUUCGACCACGGAUGGCAAGCGCACCGGAGCUCGCGAGUUCGUCCUCGCUGUCCGUGACGCCACGUUCAACAAUGGCACCAAGAGGUACCCCCUCGAUAUUAGACUGAAUUGCCAUGUCACAAAGGUCACCUUUGACCAGACCGUCACUCCUCCCCGCGCAACCGGCGUCGAAUUCCUCGACGGCCAAUACCUAUACAAAGCAAGCCCAAAGUCCAAGGGCGCCUCCGGUACGCCCGGCUCAGCAACCGCCUCCCGCGAAGUCAUCGUCGCAGGCGGAACCUACAACUCGCCCCAGCUGCUCAAACUCAGCGGCGUCGGACCAGCUGACGAGCUCGAGAAAUUCGACAUCCCCGUCGUCGUCGACCUCCCUGGCGUUGGCACCAACCUCCAAGACCACUAUGAGACCAACGUACAAGGCAAAGCCCCGCACAACUUCUCCUCCCUCGCCGGCUGCACCUUUGGCGAAUCCACACCAGACCGCUGCCUCGACCGGUGGCAAAAGAAAACAGUACUCGGCAACCGCGGCAUCUACUCCUCCCCUGGCCUCGGCGUAAACAUGUUUUACAAAUCCUCCGCCACCGCCCGCGACGAAUUCGACGUCUUCGUCUUCGGCGGCCCCGUCAACUUCCGCGGCUACUUCCCAGGCUACAGCAUCAACGCCACCCACGACCACGACUGGUUCACCUGGGCCAUUCUCAAAGCCCACCCACGCAACACCGCCGGCACAGUCACCCUGCGCUCCGCCGACCCCCUCGACAUGCCAGACAUCACCUACAACUACUUCGACACGGGCAACGGCGACUUCCAAAAAGACAUCACCGCCAUCACCGAAGCCAUCAACCUCGCCCGCAGCGCUAUAAAGCGCCAACUCGUUCCCAUUGACGAAAUCCUGCCCGGCCCCUCCGUCACCUCACAAGCCGAUAUCGCAGACUACAUCAAGGACCCCACUUGGGGUCCCCACCCCUCCUCUCCCUGUCCUAUGGGCGCUGAUCCCGAUCCCAGGGCUGUGCUUGACUCGCGCUUUCGCGUCAGGGGUACGGCGGGCUUGAGGGUCGUCGAUGCAUCUGUGUUUCCUCGUAUUCCGGGCACAUUUACGGCGGUGUCGACGUAUAUGGUUGCAGAGAAGGCGGCGGAUGUGAUUUUGAGUGAGGUGGAGUAG
Messenger RNA from Plenodomus lingam JN3, 1932 nucleotides. RefSeq lists its product as uncharacterized. NCBI's taxonomy places the organism in Eukaryota, Fungi, Ascomycota, Dothideomycetes, Pleosporales, Leptosphaeriaceae. The record is from RefSeq and is a predicted model, not a curated record. Gene Ontology annotation, molecular function: oxidoreductase activity, acting on CH-OH group of donors; flavin adenine dinucleotide binding.